AUGGUCUCUCAAACCUCUCACGAUGUUUGUGACCGAUGCUCGUGGCGGCCUGUGCCUGGCAUUCGAAGAUCUCUACGAGUUCACAAUGCCAGCCACCACCGUCAGGGGUUGGAGAUGAAGCCCAACCAGCCUCCGCACAACCGAGCCAACGGAGCCGGAGUUGGCGAGUCAGUCAAUGGCGGCCUCGAAGGGUUGAAUGAACAGCCUGAGGUCAUCAAUGAGAGCAUUGAGGAAGCCAGCGAUGAGAGCAACCGAAGCACCCCCGAAACAGAGGCGGGUGCUGGCAUGGCUUCUGAUGUUGGCCGCAGCUACCAGAACAACUUCUACAACAGCAUUGUGUACAACAUCAACAUGUAA
Colletotrichum chrysophilum is the source of this 357-nucleotide messenger RNA. RefSeq lists its product as uncharacterized. The transcript has a single exon. Lineage: Eukaryota; Fungi; Ascomycota; Sordariomycetes; Glomerellales; Glomerellaceae. Bases 1 to 357 code for a protein of 118 amino acids. The record is from RefSeq and is a predicted model, not a curated record.